This is a messenger RNA of Candidula unifasciata, 264 nucleotides long. The record is from the annotation of a GenBank genome assembly. NCBI's taxonomy places the organism in Eukaryota, Metazoa, Mollusca, Gastropoda, Stylommatophora, Geomitridae.
AUGCCCUCCAUCAGUCAUCCAAAGUCAAUCAUGCACCCUAACCACUGGAACGAAGAAGUAGAAGAGGCUUACCGCUUUCAACAAGCUGGUUAUAGAGAUGAAACUGAAUACAAGGAAGUCAGGAAAACUGAUUUUGUAGACAGAUGGCCAGGUAAUGGAUACGUAAAGAAACUUAUUGGUCGGGAUGGAUGUUAUUACUAUUAUAACAAGUCUCGUGAAUGUCCUGAGGCACACAUAAAUAAAACCAAAUUAUAUACUUAUUAA